Molecule: messenger RNA, 1190 nt
Organism: Lotus japonicus
Lineage: Eukaryota; Viridiplantae; Streptophyta; Magnoliopsida; Fabales; Fabaceae
Exons: 5
Coding region: 222-1055 (277 amino acids)
Biological process (GO): protein modification by small protein removal
Molecular function (GO): peptidase activity
Source: RefSeq, a predicted model, not a curated record
GUUAUGGAACCAACCAGAUCUCCAACACCAUACCAAUACGGCAAUACCACUCUCUAUUUAAUGACAUCCUCUCUCACACGGUGCGCUUUGUUUUCUUCUUGCAUUCGCUCGCGCUAUCUUCUCAACUUCUUUCCUUUCCAUUGUUCUUCCAUUGGAGUAUCUACAAAACUCCUUUUCAAGUGUUUUAGCAGCUGAAUAAUUUUUACACUAAACUGCGUUAGAUGGCUGAGGAGGGUCACAGGGUUACUCUUAAUGUUUAUGACCUAAGCCAAGGUCUCGCUCGACAGCUUUCAACGUCCUUUUUGGGGAAAGCUAUUGAAGGCAUAUGGCACACAGGAGUUGUGGUUUAUGGUAACGAGUAUUACUUUGGAGGUGGCAUACAACAUUCUCCUGCUGGAUCAACACCAUAUGGAGCUCCACUUAGAGUGGUAGAAUUAGGUGUUACACAUGUGCCAAAGGAUGUCUUUGAAAUGUAUUUGCAGGAGAUCAGUCCGCGGUACUUGCCUGAAACAUACAGUUUGCUUACCCACAAUUGCAACAACUUCUCCAAUGAAAUUGCUCAAUUUUUGGUUGGUUCAACCAUUCCUGAGUAUAUCCUACAGCUCCCUAAUGAAGUUAUGAGCAGCCCAAUGGGGGCUCUUAUAUUGCCCAUGAUACAGAAUUUGGAGACAACAUUGAAAUCUGGUGGAGUGCCACAAGUACCACAGUUUAGGCCUUCGACCGUGAAUCCUUCACUUUCUGCCUCAGCUAACACUCCCAAGAACCCUAGUGUUCCCAACACAUCCACCACUAAGGAAGUGAGAGGCAAAGAAGAUAUUAGCCCUCAGAAGACAGCAACUGCAGUGUCUCCUUCUCCUUCUGCAAAGCCAUCCUCUGAUAAUGCUGUUACAGCAGCAGAUCCUCUUGGAGAUGCUCGCAACAAGGUUCAAGAUGAGAUUAUCAAAGAGUUUGCUGCGAUUAUGGCAACUGGGACAAUGCGUGCUAGUGAGGCUGCAACACUUGCAACCAGAAGAGUCAUGCAGAGAUAUGGUCAGAUUUCUGUGUCACAGAGUUAGCAACACUAAUGUUUAUUUUGUCAUAACAAUUAUGGGUCUAAAAGACUAAAAACCUUUGUUAUACACUCGCUGCAACUAUUUGUGGUGAAUUUAUCACAUUGAUUAUGAUUAAAUUGGGGGGAAUCAUUUGAAUCA